Molecule: messenger RNA, 2257 nt
Organism: Morus notabilis
Lineage: Eukaryota; Viridiplantae; Streptophyta; Magnoliopsida; Rosales; Moraceae
Product: probable beta-1,4-xylosyltransferase IRX14
Exons: 3
Coding region: 278-1822 (514 amino acids)
Biological process (GO): glucuronoxylan biosynthetic process; plant-type secondary cell wall biogenesis
Cellular component (GO): Golgi membrane
Molecular function (GO): xylosyltransferase activity; galactosylgalactosylxylosylprotein 3-beta-glucuronosyltransferase activity
Source: RefSeq, a predicted model, not a curated record
UACGGAUUAGUAAUGAUAAUCAAAGCGAUUCAUCCGUGAACUCGAAGAAAUCUUGGAUUAAACCACUCCUUAACCCACCACUCACCUUCCACCACCAUCCCCCAUUUCCAUUCUCUCUCCUCCUCUCUCUCUCUCUACACAGUGAUAAACCAGAAAUUUUCUGAAGACGAAGGUUCAAUUUCAAAAGCAGCUCAACAGAAAUUCUCUGAACCUUCACAAUCUUUUCUGAACUUUCUCUCUCUGGUAGAAUAGAGAGAGAGAGAGAGAGAGAGAGAAAAUGAAGCUCUCGGCGUUGCAGCAGAGCUACACGAACCGGCGGAGCAACAGCUUCAGAGGAUCCGCGCCGUUGGAUUCGUCGGCGGACGGUUCGAUCAGGUCGCCGGCGACGAUCUUCUGGCUCGUGCUCCACGGGCUCUGCUGCCUCAUCAGUCUUGUCCUCGGAUUCCGCUUCUCUCGCCUGGUGUUCUUCUUCCUCUUCUCCACUUCCUCAACUAACAUCUAUACGUCGCCGUUUCGCUCCGUCGCCGAGCUCAGCGGGCCCUUGGACCUCCACCGCCGAGAUACAUCGCCGGGAGUCGAGUUCCCUCUGAAUAGGACGACGACGUUGGGCGUCACGGCGAGCUCCAGCAGCCGCGUGGUGGUCGGCCGGCACGGGAUCCGAAUCCGGUCGUGGCCGCACCCUAAUCCUACUGAGGUGAUGAAGGCGCACCAGAUCAUCGACACGGUCCAGAGAGAGCAAAGGCGACAAUUUGGCGUUAAGAACCCUAGGACGGUGAUCGUGGUGACUCCGACUUAUGUCCGGACUUUCCAGGCGCUUCAUAUGACCGGACUGAUGCAUUCUCUGAUGCUGGUGCCUUACGAUGUCGUUUGGAUCGUGGUGGAGGCUGGGGGAGUAACGAACGAGACGGCUUUGAUCCUUGCCAAGUCUGGUCUUCGGACCGUUCAUGUCGGAUUCGACCAGCGGAUGCCGAAUUCCUGGGAAGGUCGCCACCGGCUGGAGGCACGGAUGAGGCUUCGUGGAUUGAGAACUAUAAGGGAACAGAACCUGGAUGGGAUUGUGAUGUUUGCAGACGACAGUAAUAUGCACAGUAUGGAACUCUUUGAUGAGAUCCAGAAUGUUAAGUGGUUCGGUGCUCUUUCAAUUGGGAUUCUUGCUCAUUCGGGUGAAAUUGAUGAGUCGUCGGUUUCUACAACGCAGAAAAAGGAGGAUGAUGAGCAAAACCUGCCAAUGCCUGUUCAAGGCCCUGCUUGUAACUCAUCAAACAAGUUAAUCGGCUGGCACACCUUUAAUUCGCUGCCGUAUGCGGGGAAGAAAGCAAUUUACAUUGACGAUAGGGCAACGGUGCUACCAAGGAAGCUCGAGUGGGCCGGAUUCGUGUUGAAUUCCAGGAUGCUUUGGAAGGAAGCUGAGAACCAGCCAGAGUGGGUCAAGGAUCUGGAUGAAUUAGAUGGAGUUGGUGAGAAUAUAGAGAACCCCUUAUUCUUGUUGAAGGACCCUUCCAUGGUAGAGCCACUUGGAAGUUGUGGGCGCCAAAUUUUGAUCUGGUGGCUCCGUGUUGAAGCUCGCUUUGAUAGCAAGUUCCCUCCCAGAUGGGUUAUCGACCCUCCUUUGGACGUCACCGUACCAGCAAAACGCACCCCAUGGCCUGAUGCUCCUCCUGAACUCCCAGCAACUGAAAAUCUAGCGAUGGGAAUCCAAGAGCAUGUGGUGAAGCAUUCUACGAAGACCAGGUCGCCCAGAUCGAAACGGCGGAGCAAGAGAAAGCACGACACAAGAACGGUAGACACGCAGGUUUCCACACGACACGCUGAGCAAAACUGAGGAAAUCAUCACCAAGUACAAAAGAACCGCAAAAGCUGGUGUGUGAAUUUGAGACAUCAAAGAAUUUGCAUUGGCAAGGAGAGAAAGCCGAUGCUCUCACUGUGCAUGUGUGAACGCUCCUCUCAUAACAACCAGUUGAUCCAUAUGCACUUUGAGUCUGAUUUUCACCGAAGUUUCACAAAUUUUUUUUUUCUUUACCCUUUUUUUUUAAUAUAUAUAUUUUUUUCGUUGGGGUGAUUGAUUUUAUGGUCUCAUGAAGAGGCAUGUGAACAAAGUAGUCUUUGCUGGGUCUGCUGCCUUUGUAGGAAUUUGUAUCAAAUGUGCUUCGAGUUUUAUACAUAAAAUCUUCUAAGAUAGGGAUUAUAGUGUUUGUGUACUCUGUUCCUUUUUUUCUUUUUUUUCUUUUUUUGGUUGUUGGGUUCCGUAGAAAGAAAA